AGAACCGAGGAGAGUGGUCUGGACAUCUUAGGAAGUAGACGCUGGUUUGAAUUGUAAGUUGAGAGAAAUAUAAAACCUGCAAGUUAAUUUCCUCGAUAGGUCCAUCCUGGGAAUGAUACACCGACUACAACAGAAGACUCCCUGGGCUGUUGAAGUGGCUUUUUAAAGAUUUAAAAAGCUUGUGGAAGAUCAUUCAGCACAUCAUUCAGACUGAAACAGCACAGACUGACAAUUCUGAACUUGCCACUUCACCAGAUGGAGAACAGCCAAUGUCAGGAUCCUAAAGAAGACAAUGCUUUUCUCUGCUUUCAGAGAACACCUUCCCUUCGCCGGAAAUGGAGGAAGAGAUAUGGAGGCUUAGAUGGCAAUAAAUUAUUGGAGCCAAAUGAGGAAGACGACAUCCAAGAAAACGGCCUAAUGAAAGAGCCCUAUCAGGAAAGGAAUUCUCCUCUGACAAGGAGUGCAGAGAAUCAGGAGACUCCCACUAUGAUGAACCUAGGAUGUCCUGUGUUAAGAACCACUUUCCAGUCCCAGAAACCAGCCAGCUUUGUGACUGCUGGACCAGCAGGAGCCUCGGCCUACAUCAGCAAUGAGAGCCAGAAGUCUUUAGCUCCCCAGGGAGGGCAGGCGCGCAGCUGCAGUCCUCUGAGGCAGAGCGUCAGGAGGCUCGACGGCCAGCAGGCACACACCAGAAAGAAAGUGGCAGCAGAUGUCUUAUUUGAAAGUUUUGCCUCAGAAGGAAGAGUGAACAUGACUCAGUUUUUUGAGACAGUGUGGAGCUCUGGAAUUCGGAAAACAGACCCCCGGAUUAAGGACUGUUACUUACUAAUGCGGAAGCUUCAGGAGGCAGAUGGCACCGUGGACAGAAACAACUUCCACAGGUGUGUGACCGGCUUUGUGUCUUUCAUUCUGAAAGCUCUGCAGGGAAGGUUUAUCAUUCCUGAUUUUGGCACAUUCACUGAAGAAACCCAGAAGAUUUUCCUGAAGUGCAAACAGCUGGAUUCUAUCAAGCUGGAGCAGAAUGCUGUAACCGAAGACAGAGGGAAAUGGGGAGUCUCUAUUUGUACAAUAGAUGGACAAAGGCUGUCUCUGGGGGACUGUGUGGAGCCCUGCGUGCUUGGAGAGGCAUCCUGGCCAUUGAUAUAUGGCAUUACCGUGGACCAGCUCAGCGCUGACUACGUACACAGAUUUGUGGGAAUGGAGGAGUUUUCAAAAUACGAAUCACCUUUCACGCUCACCAAAGAAGGAAUUCCCCACAGUCCACUUGUUGAGACAGGAGCCAUUGUUGCUACGUCCUUAUUGCAGUUAGCAGCAGGACUUGGUGCAGAAGAAGAGGAGAAGUAUGAAUCUGUUCUGAAUCUAAUCAGAAGACUCUGCAAUAAAGAAAAUGCCAGUCUGAAUUGCACCAGUUAUCACAGUCUGAGAAAAGACAGCAUCCACCUUCAUGCCCUCUCUUUCUUUCUCCAGGAAAAGAAAUGUUUUCCAGAGUCUGUUGAUAUUGGCACCACUUUGGAUCUGAUGCUACAGUGUUUAUCUACAGAAGUCACGUGCGAGUCCGGGGCAGCUAUGGCCGCCACCUUAGCCAAUGGCGGGCUCUGCCCCUUGUCUGGUGACCAGGUCUUGAGUCCCUCCUCUGUCCGAAGCAUGCUGUCCAUCAUGCAGGUGGCGGGAAUGAACAACUACUCAAGGACAUUCCACUUUAAGACAUCUGUUCCAGCCAAGUCCAGCAAAUCAGGGACCUUAUUAGUUGUGGUGCCAGGAGUCAUGGGAGUAAUGUGCUUGUCCCCAGAGCUGGACAGCUUUGACAACUCAUGGAAGUCGGUCCACUUUUGUCAGGAACUGGUGUCAGCAUUCCAGCUACACAGCUUUGAUAUAAGAACUCCAUUUCGUCAGGUGGUCACAUACAGACAGUGGAAAGCGGAGUCUGAGGGGUAUCAGAUAAUGAAUGUAUUGCUAGCUGCCUACAGAGGAGACGUCCGGUCACUAAGGAGGUACUUUCUGUCAGGAACAGACAUCAAUUGCAUUGACUACGACGGAAGGUCAGCUCUGCACGUCGCCGCCUCGGAGGGGCACACUGAGGUGAUAAAAUUCCUUGUCGAGAACGCUGGGGCAGACUUCGCUGCUCAGGACAGGUGGGGAAACACACCUCUUCAGGAAGCAGUGAGAUACAAUCAUGUUCAUACUGUGCAGCUACUCAAAAGGUACAAAGAACACCAAGAAUCAUCAUGAGCAAUCUACUGAGCACAAGAAAAGGAAUCCACAGCACUGUGCAUCUGCAGGAAGCAGACAGUCCCCUAUCAUUUUCUUGCCAUACUUAAGACAAUAAAAUUGUGAAUAUACUUCUUCAAAGUAUAGAUCUAUUAUUACAGUGGCCAGUGAAGAGUCAUCUUGUUAAUCCUAAAAUUAGUACUCUUCCCAAUAUACAGAAAAAACAGCCUUGUUUUCACACAUCUGGAAAGAGCUCAGGUAUCUGGUAUUGUUUACCUUGGCUUUAAACUAAUGCUCUGUAUUAGAAAGUAAAAGUUCAUAAUGUUUUGUGACUGAUAAAGUAAGAAUGCAUUCACUAUGUUGCAAAUGCAAGACUGGCCAGUUUCUAGCAGCUUUAAUAUUAUUUUUAUUUCACAACCACAUUUUCCCUGUGGGCAUUAACAAUCUACAGUAUCCUACAAUAUUCUGAAAGCACUGACUGCACAACAGCACUAUGUACUUCUAGUUCUUAUAAUGUAGUGCCAGUACUUAAAUACCAUGUUGUUGCAAAUUCCCCACACAACAGCCAGUUUCUAAUAUUUCUGAGACACACCGCUGCCAUUUUGAAAACAGUACACAUCAGCCAAAAUAUUUACCCUGUAAACACAAAAUGUUUCAGGAUUGACUUCCAUGUCAAUGACAUUAGUACAUAUUUUAUUUUACAGAAGACAAGACUGUACAAAUUCUUGAUGCACUCCUAGGAUGGUUUUCAACUAUGACCAUGUUUGACAUUUACAUGAAAACGCUGAAGUCUGGGAAUUUGUUUUUUCUUGGUUUCUGCGUGUAGUUGUGGUGGCUGUGGCUAUCAAUAUUAGCCUGCUGAUGUCAGCAAUUGCUGUGGUCAUGUACAUGCUAGAUACAGCUCCUUGAGAAGUUCCUGAUGAGAGUGAAGGAAGCACAUUUCAAACAUACAGUUAGCAGAUGAGCUAUUUUAAAAUGUAUGAAAAGUAUGAAACCAUAUGCUGUAGCUUACUUUUUGCUAAAAAAAAAA
This is a messenger RNA of Lepisosteus oculatus (spotted gar), 3238 nucleotides long. NCBI's taxonomy places the organism in Eukaryota, Metazoa, Chordata, Actinopteri, Semionotiformes, Lepisosteidae. The record is from RefSeq and is a predicted model, not a curated record.